Molecule: messenger RNA, 1620 nt
Organism: Rhagoletis zephyria (snowberry fruit fly)
Lineage: Eukaryota; Metazoa; Arthropoda; Insecta; Diptera; Tephritidae
Source: RefSeq, a predicted model, not a curated record
AUGUCUUUCGCUCGCUUCUUGAGAUAUUCUACGACCAUCGGCAUUGGUGGAUAUUCCGCCUACGUUCUGCAGCAGAACAACUGGGACGCCCGGAACAUUGGCAUCGUUCGCUUCGGCCGCGCUGCCUGGAUCGUCGGCCAGGUGUCGGUUGACUACAAGUUUUCCGUCUCCGAGUUGACGGAUGAUUCGGAGGAGACCUGCGAAAAGUGGUCGCAAUGCCACCUCCGCUCUGCGCAGCGUCUGCUGAAGCUGUGCUCCCAGAACGGCGGCGUCUUCAUCAAGGUGGGCCAGCACAUUGCCGCGCUGGACUACCUCGUGCCGAAGGAGUACGUGGACACACUGAAGGUGCUGCACAGCAGAGGCCCACGAACCGACCUGAUUGACAUUGAGAAGGUGAUCAAGGAGGAGACCGGCAAGGAGGUGAACCAGCUCUUUGACAACUUCGACCCGGAGCCGCUGGGCGCCGCAUCGCUGGCGCAGGUGCACAAGGCGACGCUGAAGACUACCGGGGAAACGGUGGCGGUGAAGGUGCAGCAUCCCAACGUCCUUCGCCACAGCGUCGUCGACAUGGCCACCAUGGAGUUCCUCUUCACCGUCGUCUCGAAGAUAUUUCCCAGUUUCAACUUUCUGUGGCUCGCCGCGGAGACCCGGCGAAACUUGCCUUUUGAGCUGGACUUUUACAAUGAGGGCAAAAACUCCGAGACGAUGGCGGGCAUUUUGGCUAAGUUUCCCUGGCUGAAGGUUCCCAAGAUCUACUGGAACCUCACCUCUAAGCGGACACUGGUCAUGGAGUACGCUGAAGGAAAUUUCGUCUCCGAUCGGGAGUACUUUAUCAAAGCGAAAAUCGACACUGCCGAACUGUGCAACCGAAUCGAGCAAAUGUACAGCGAGAUGAUUUUUCUCAGCGGCACCGUCCACUGUGACCCUCAUCCGGGCAACAUUCUGGUGAAGAAGAACGGCCGCGACUUUAACAUUGUCCUCCUCGACCAUGGCCUCCUCACGCGACUGACGGACGAAUUUCGCGAGACGUACUGCUGCAUGUGGAUGGCAGUGCUCAAUGGCAAUGAGCCGGAGAUCAUUCGAUGUGCGAAGAAGAUGGGCAUCGACCUGGGCAAGGAGCACUACGCACAGCUGCUCAGCUGCAUGAUCACCGCCAAGCCCUGGUCAGCGGUGAAGCGCGGCCUGGCGAAUGUGCCCGACGAGAAGACGAGAAACGCUGAGGUAGGAUAUGAUCACUUUUUAAUGCCACUCGAAACUGACCACGAAUUUCUGCCUGAAUUCUCACAGAAAGACGAACUGCGCAAGAACGCCUCUCGCUACUUUGGCGACAUCAGCAAGAUCCUCGCCACCGUCGACCGGCAGCUGCUGCUGCUGAUGAAGACGAAUGACCUCAUUCGGUCGAUCGCCUUCACACUGGGCAAUGAUGAACGCCGGUCGUUCCUCACCAUGACCAAAGCCUGCUACUCGAUGCUGCAGCAGAAGAAGGCCCGAGAGUCAGGCAACUCGCUGGUGAAGCUGGCCUUGCAGAUGCAGUCGCAGUGGUUCUUCUUCAAAAUUUGGGUCUACUCGCUGUACCUGUGGCUUACCUGGACCGGACCCAGUCGGAAGAUGGUCGCUUAG